GCACGCACAACGCACAUGCAGCGCACGCACAACGCGCGCACAACGCACGCUCAGCAAACCGAUGAAUGGGAAAUAUAAUCUACAUGUCUGUUUUGUUACAGGAAUGUAUCAAAACACAAUAAUAACCCCCCCAGCAAAUGUUUGCUAGCCACGGGUUAGUUAUUAUCUUUUAAACCAUUUGGUGGAUAAUCUGAUGAAUGCCAUUUCGUGGGAGUUUCGAUCAAAAGUGUCUCACAACACCUUAUCAAACAUUGUCAGCGUAAAACAGCCCCGGUGGGAAUCAAACCUCCAACCCUGGCGAUGUUAAUGCCUUGCUCUAUUCGUUGUAUUUUAUAUCAUCAGACACGAUACAUCACCAGCGCUUCGUUUAUAACAAUCGUGUCGUCCGCUGUUGUUGGAAAGCCGUGUCCGUCUGUCCGUAUUACCCAGUGUGCCUUGCUCUACACCACGGCGGGGGGCCAGAGGCGUCUGCGCGUCCACAACCUCAGUCUGAACUGCAGCUCCCAGCUGAUGGAGCUGUUCAAGAGAUGCGAGACGGACUCGCUCAUCAACUACUUCUCCAAAACAGCCUACCGUGCCAUCCUGAAGCAGCCACUGAAGAGCGUCCGGGAGAUCCUGGUCAACCAGACCGCCCACAUGCUGGCCUGCUACCGCAAGAACUGUGCCAGCCCCUCUGCCGCCAGCCAGCUGAUCCUGCCCGAGACCAUGAAGGUGUUCCCGGUGUACAGGAACAGCCUGAUGAAGACGGCCUCCCUGGUGGGCAGCACGGAGCUGUCCACGGACGACCGCGCCCACCAGCGGCUGGCCGUCAUGGCCAUGGGCGUGGAGGACACCCAGCUGCUGCUGUACCCCCGCCUCAUCCCACUGCACAACAUGGAGCUGGAGGGCGAGGCGGUGCCGUCGCCGCUGCGCUGCUCCGAGGACCGCCUGUCCGACGGCGGGGGCGGUCCUGCUGGAGAACGGCCACGCCCUCUUCCUGUGGCCUGCCCCCCCGAGCUCAUCCAGGGGCUCUUCAACCUGCCCUCGCUCGCUCACCUGCAGCCCAACACGAAUGUGCUGCCAGAGUUGGACAGCCCCCAGUCCAGGAAGGUCCGGGCCAUCGUCAGCAGCCUGAUGCAGCAGAGACCCAACUCCAUGAAGCUGCAGAUCGUGCGACCCAAGGACAAGCUGGAGGUGCUGUUCCGUCAGUUCCUGGUGGAGGACAAGGGGCUGUACGGCGGCGCCUCCUAUAUGGACUUCCUGUGCUACGUCCACCGCGAGAUCAGGACGCUGCUCACCUAACUCCGCCCACCACCCCCGCCACCCCCACCCGUAACCCGGCAACCCCAGGCUGUCCGUCCGUCGUUCGCACAACCCCUGAGUGCGCGCUUGAGUGUGUGUAUGUGUGUGUGUGUGUGUGUGUCUGUGAGCGAGUGUGUGCGUGUGUUUGUCAGCCUGAGAGUGUGUGUGUGUCUGUGAGUCUGUGUGUGCCUGCGAGUGUGUGUAGCUGAGAAUGUGUGUGUGUGUGUGUGUGUGUGUGUGUGUGUGUGUGUGUGUGUGAGUGACGUCAGGGGACCCCACCUCCACAGGGUCCGUAUCAACGGUUUAGGGUUCAGAAUGGAGCAGACAGACAGCAGGUGUCUGCGGGGUUGGGGGGGGGGGGGGGGACAAGGGAGCCCUGUUGAUGCUGAGCCUGUGGACUGUGGACUGAAGCUGCCUUGGAGAACAAGCUCUGGUUCUUAGGCUACUGGUUCUAACUGGUUGAACCCCAUGGGAACAAGCUCAUUUCUGCUCUGGACUGAGGAACCUUUUAGUCUUGGUUUCCGUCCUGGAGAUUCACAAUGAGGAAGAGGGAGAGGCGGGACCAUCAUAAUGAACCAAUCAUAGCCCACCUCACCCCACCCGGCCGCCCUCCUAGCCAAUCGCCUUGUGCAAUAUAACGUUAUACUUUGUGAAAGAUUACCAAAAUCCUUUUUUUUUUUUUUUUUGGGCAGAGAAUGUCUCUCUCUGUCUCUCUCUCUUUGUCUCUCUGUCUCUCUGUCUCUCUGUCUCUCUAUCUCUCUAUCUCUCUCUCGCUCUAUCGCUCUAUCGCUCUCUCUCUCUCUCUCUCUCGAACCCUUUAUACAUUUAAAACGGGCAGGCUUGCAAACAAAAAGGGAUAAUUUACGUUUCCAUUUCUUAUGUUUACAAUUAGUAAGAUUCGCUGUGCCAUUAUUUGUUCCGAAUGAUUCCGAAUGAUAGUAGUACAAAUUAGUUAUUUUGUAAUUCACUACCAAUUAUGAUAUACAUACUUGUAUGAUAUGCUCUAUACAAAUACAUUUCAAAAUCAGAUCACAUUUCCAACCAAAUAGAAAGUAUUUUGCCUUUAAGAAGUAAACUUUACUAUUAAAUCUCUA
This is a messenger RNA of Gadus macrocephalus (Pacific cod), 2375 nucleotides long. RefSeq names its product protein transport protein Sec24D-like. The transcript has 6 exons. NCBI's taxonomy places the organism in Eukaryota, Metazoa, Chordata, Actinopteri, Gadiformes, Gadidae. The coding region runs from base 301 to 1281 and encodes 326 amino acids. Gene Ontology annotation, molecular function: SNARE binding; zinc ion binding. Gene Ontology annotation, cellular component: COPII vesicle coat; endoplasmic reticulum exit site. The record is from RefSeq and is a predicted model, not a curated record. Gene Ontology annotation, biological process: COPII-coated vesicle cargo loading; endoplasmic reticulum to Golgi vesicle-mediated transport; intracellular protein transport.